This is a messenger RNA of Aspergillus terreus NIH2624, 1365 nucleotides long. RefSeq names its product nitrogen permease regulating protein NPR2. NCBI's taxonomy places the organism in Eukaryota, Fungi, Ascomycota, Eurotiomycetes, Eurotiales, Aspergillaceae. The record is from RefSeq and is a predicted model, not a curated record. The coding region runs from base 1 to 1365 and encodes 454 amino acids. Gene Ontology annotation, cellular component: vacuolar membrane; GATOR1 complex. Gene Ontology annotation, biological process: positive regulation of autophagy; negative regulation of TORC1 signaling. Gene Ontology annotation, molecular function: GTPase activator activity. The transcript has 5 exons.
AUGAUCAAAGCCAUCUUCUACAGCAAAUUCGAUACGCAAGAGGGCCCCAAGGUCGUCCACCAAGUCCCCGAUGGCGCUAUCGUUCCGUCCGCGACCGCUCCCUCGCAGCCGCUCUUUCUCACUUUCUCCGACAUCUCCUUUUUCGUGAUCCCCCGACAGGAGCUCUGCGGAAACCUGAUCCACGUGUGCACCAACGGCUACCGCAUCCUGGGCUACCCGAUCUGCAUGAAAUCCGUCCGCUACGAUCGCAAUGAGUUCAUCUUCAACUUCUGCAUCGUCCUCGCGGAGGAGGACGACUUCAGCACGUACAAGAGCGUCGUCCAGAAACUCGCCGAUCUCAUGCACGGCCUCGAGGAGCAGAGCGGGUUCUUGUCGCGCGACCACUCCAAGAGCGGCGAGGGCAAGGUCUACAGCUUGUACCGGUCCACCCGUCCCGAUCCUGCGUCCAUCACUAAUUCCGCAGACGACUUGAACACCCUGAACAUCAAGCUCUUCCCGAUAUACCCGUCGCCGCCGCACGUCCGGGCCUGGCAUGUCCCCCUCUUCACCGUCCGCUACCAGACCUUCAUGGACGAGAACUGGGACCUCACCAUGCAGCGCAUCGUCCCGCACAUCAACGGCGUCAACAGCGUCCGCAUCAUCUCCAUCCUCGCCGACACAGACUUCUCCCUGACCUGCCGCGCCGUCCGCCACCUCCUCUACUACGGCUGUCUGUUCCUGCUGGACAUCUUCUCCUUCUCCGCCAUCUACGCCCCCACCGCCCAGUUCAGCUCCUCCAUCGCCUCCGACGAGGACAUGCAGCGCGAAUGUGCCCGCUACGUCAACACCCUCUUCGCCCCCACCACCACCGCUUCCCUUACCAACCCCCCGCGCUUCACCGACCCGGACGCCGUCUGGCCGCCCGUCGAAGACGCCCCCGCGCCAGGUGCAAGCGAUCUCACCAGCUCCAGCCGCAGCCCGUCCCCCCUCCCCAGCUCCGUCGCGACAGACCCGCACCACCACGUCUCCCCCGACGCCGACGCCGCCCCGGCCGUCCCUGACGUCGUCGACGGCGUCGGCCUCGUCGAGCUGUACGCCAGCCUCAAACAGGGCCAGAACGUGAAACAGUGGUACAUGCAGCACAGCCGGCAGCUCGCGCACAUCGACAUCCGCCGCUUCAUCACCUUCGGCAUCAUCAAGGGCUUCCUGUACCGCGUGCACAAGUACGCCUAUGCCACGGGGCUGCCCGCCCCGCGGCCCGUCCUCGCGCGGGCCCGGCACCGGCACGAAUACCCCCUACGCCACGAGUGCCGGCGAAGACCCCGCGCCUAUUGCGCAGGCGGCCAGCUCGGCGCACAGCGGGAGUCGGUCGGGGCUGCUGGGUGA